Pantherophis guttatus is the source of this 5420-nucleotide messenger RNA. Its product is annotated as beta-1,4-galactosyltransferase galt-1-like. Gene Ontology annotation, molecular function: glycosyltransferase activity. NCBI's taxonomy places the organism in Eukaryota, Metazoa, Chordata, Lepidosauria, Squamata, Colubridae. The record is from RefSeq and is a predicted model, not a curated record. Gene Ontology annotation, cellular component: cytoplasm.
UUGUUUUUUUUGGGUCGAUGCCUGGCAUUUGUGAGUGUUUUGUGUGUCUCUGUGUUCGCCUGUGGGUGUUUUGUUAGGCAUUGGGAGAUACGGAUAGGUAGGCCGGGACACAGGAACUCUGGGGAGAGGGAAAAAAUCAUGGAAGAUACGACCUAGAACUAAGAGAACCAAUUUAGAACUAAGAGGACCAACCUAGAGCUAAGAGAAUGAGAGAACCAACCUACAACUAAGAGAAUGUGAGAACCAAAGACCUAAGAGAACAAAAGAACCAAUCUAGAACUAGAGAACCAACCUAGAACUAAAAGAACUAGAGAACCAACCUAGAACUAAGGGAACUAGAGAAUCAACCUAGAACUAAGGGAACUAGAGAACCAACCUAGAACUAAGGGAACUAGAGAACCAACCUAGAGCUAAGAGAAUGAGAGAACCAAUUUAGAACUAAGAGAACAAGAGACCCAACCUAGAACUAAGAAAAUGAAAGAACCAAUCUAGAACUAGAGAACCAACCUAGAACUAAAAGAACAAGAGAACCAACCUAGAACUAAGAGAACUAGAGAACCAACCCAGAUCUAAGAGAACUAGAGAACCAACCCAGAACUAAGAGAACUAGAGAACCAACCUAGAACUAAGGGAACUAGAGAACCAACCCAGAACUAAGGGAACUAGAGAACCAACCCAGAACUAAGAGAACUAGAUGAACCAACUUAGAACUAAGGGAAUUAGAGAACCCGGGAACUCUUGUUCUCUUGUUCUCUUAAUUCUAGGUUGCUUCUCUUGUUCUCUUAGUUCUAGGUUGGUUCUUGUUCUCUUGGUUCUAGGUUGGUUCUCUAGUUCCCUUAGUUCUAGGUUGGUUCUCUCGUUCUCUUAGUUCUGGGUUGGUUCUCUCGUUCUCCUAGUUCUAAAUUAUCUAAUCUUAUAUCUAAGAUAAGCCAGCCUACACCUCCCCUUCAUCUACCCGAACAGGGAUCAUUCCCCUCCCACCAGCUAGCUAGCUAGAGCAAAGGGAUAACCUAACCAGAGGGGCUCGGAAGUCCUGUUUCCCUUUGCUCAGAGCCCAGGUGAAUUCAAAUUUUUGCUCUUCCUCCACCACUGAAUAAGACGAUUAGGAAAGAACCUCAGAAGCUGAAGAGGGAGCUGAUUCACUCCUUCCUGUGGCGAGAGAGGCUGAUCGAGAGAGACACACGCCGAGCCACAGAAGAUGAAAAGGCUGCCAGUUUCUUGGAGCGAUGUGAGUAGAUCAAUUGAAAUGAAAUACUGAACAAUCAACUGCAGGAGCUUUCGGAAUGUCCAUCUGCGGCAGAAAAAACAGCUCGCCCCCUCGAAUUUGCAGCUUCCUUUUCGUCUUUACGUUGUUCCUUGUGUCGUAUUAUUGGAAGAAGAGCCAAAGCUGGGAUCCGUUGAACGAAAAUGUCAAGGAAGGGAAAUGGCCUGGCAGUUUUUGCAAAGGCCGGCUCGCCAACGGUACAAUCACCCCACUCCAGGAUAAACACAGUUUUAUCAUCACCCCUUAUUCUGACAAGCGACAGGAAAAUCUCAUCCGGGUCCUGAGCAUUAUCCACCAUCAAAAAGUCCGCAAGCUUUACUGCAUCUUUUGCUGCGAGAACAGCCAGAUGAUUGAGGUCGUCCGAGGAAAAAUCGAUGUCCACAAAGACCGCUUCGGUUUCCCAUACGGCACCGCAGAUCUGCUUUGUCUUCAGCUGGAAGACUGCGAAGCUCACUUCAUUUCUGUCCACCCCGGGAAUCCCAACCUGGAAUUGACCCACCUGCCCCUAUUUCCCAUCCGAAACCUCUAUCCAGAGGAGCCCUCUGUGGACUUCACGAUCUGCAUGUCUACCAUGUUUGGGAAAUACAACAACGUCUUGCAGUUCGUACAGUCCCUGGAGUUGUACAGGCUUCUGGGGGCCCAAAGAGUGAUGAUAUACAAGAACAGUUGCAGCCCCCUCAUGGACAAAGUUCUCGACUAUUACAUCUCCCAAGGCAUCGUGGAAAUUAUUCCUUGGCCCAUCGAUUUGUACCUGAACAUUUCGACCCGCUGGCAUUACUCCAUGGAAGGGAAAGAUUUGGGCUACUAUGGGCAAAUCGCAGCCUUGAACGACUGUGUUUACUACAACAUGUUUAAAAGCAAAUAUGUCUUGCUGAUUGACCCCGAUGAAGUUAUUCUUCCCUUGAAGGAUGCAGACUGGAAGUCCCUAAUGGAAAGAUUGGAAAAGGAACAUCCAGGAGUUGGGAUUUUCCGUUUCGAAAACCAGAAUUUCCGUCACACCGUGUUCUCCGAGACUCCUUUCAACUUUUCGUCCUGGACAACGGUGCCGGGGUUUAACGUCUUUGAACACAUCCACAAGGAACCUAAAGACGUUCGCAGCUUCAAUGCCAUGAAAAUGAUUCUGGAUCCAACCAAAGUCAUUCAGACCUCGGUCCAUUCUGUUCUCAAGCUGUAUGGAGGCUCCCUUGAAGUCGCCAAUGAUCUCGCCUUUAACCUCCACUGCAGGAGCCCCAUACGUAGGAACUUGCCCGAUAGCGCUUUGAUUCGAGACCCAGUCUUCUGGAGAUACAACAAAACUUUGAUCCCCAGAGUGAACGAUGUCUUAUUUAAAUCCGGGAUUUUAGGAGCCGGUGACCCGGCACAAAAGCAAAAAAGUUGAAGCCUUAGUAAAUUGCAUCAGUGUGUGUCUGUGCAUGGUUGUGUGUGUGUGUACACUCACAUCUAUAUUGUCAAGUGUGAACAAGUAGAUCCACACAUGAAAAGUGGAUAGGAAUCAUCUCAGUCUUACCCAGGGUAAGGCUAGAUAAGGUUCAAUGGGAGAGUUCACCUGCUUGUGUCCAUAUAGGGAUUCCAGACUAAUUCCCUGCUUGACUCUGCCCCAAGCUAGGCCAGUCUCUCUCCAACAUACACACAGACAACUAUGCACAGAAACAGUUGUUAAAUUAGCAACCCGGUUAUUAAGUGAAUCCGGCUUUCCCUAUUGACCUUGCAUUUAAGUAGCGAUUGGUGUGUGUUUUUUUCUGGUAGAUGGUGCGUCCUAGGGAGCCGUUGGGUUUUUUGUAGAUUAGGUCAUCCAGAAAGGAGAGUUGGUUGUUAGCUUCUAUUUCUAUAGUAAAUUGUAUGUUGGGGUGUAGGCUGUUGAGAUGUGUGAGGAAGUUGGCCAGUUUUUCCUUUCCGUGUGGCCAAAUUACGAAAGUCUCAUCUACAUAUGUAAGCCAGAGUUUGGGUUUGUGUUCAGAUUUAUCUAAAACGUUGAUUUCAAAGUGUUUCAUGUAUAGGUUUGCGAUGACGGGUGAGAGAGGUGAUCCUAUAGGUGCUCCUUCUAUCUGUUUGUAUCUUUGUCCAUUGUAGAUGAAGUAUGUGUUGGUUAGGCAGUGGUUGGUCAGAUCUAGGAUGUGCUUAGGGGUGUUGUAUUUGUUUUGGAUAGCUGUCAAGGCUUCUUUAAUAGAUACUUGGGUGAAGAGGGAUAUGACAUCGAAGCUCACGAGUCGGUCGCUGAAUUGUAGGUUUUGUUUCUUUAUUGUUUCUGUGAAGUGGAAUGAGUUUUGUACAUGUGAAGUGAUGGAUUCUGCGUGGGGCUGAAGUUAUUUGGCAAGAAAUUUGGCAAGAUUCUGUAGAGGUGAGCCUAUGGAGCUGACUAUGGGUCUGAGAGCUUGAGGCAUCUGGAUGAUUUCUCUCUGGGGAUGAUUCUUUGCUGGAUCUCUUCACUGAUGGGAGAGGCUUUUAUUUUGGAUUUGGUGGGACAAUCUAGAACUAGGAGAACGAUAGAACCAACCUAGAACUAAGAGAACAAGAGAACCAACUUAACGGUGAGAGCAGUCAACUAAUGGAUCAGCUUGCCUUCAGAAGUUAUGGGUGCUCCAUCACUGGAGGUUGUGAAGAAGAGAUUGGAAGAAGGGAUUGUAUGUCUGGAAUGGUUUAGGGUCUCCUGCUUGAGCAGGGAGCUGGACUAGAAGACCUCCAAGGUCCCUUCUGCCUCUGUUACUCUGUUAUUCUGAAUUGGGGAGGGGGGAUAUGAGUCUUGGGGGGACCUAAGGGACCCAAUGAGGCACAGGGGUAGAUAAGAUGGGUAGCUGGGCUCGGAGACACCCAGAGAAGGAUCCCAGUGUCUGGUCCUAAGCAAUCACCUACAGGACGAAGUAAGCCAAUCCAUAAUCACCUGGACUCUGUUGCUGUUUUGGAACACCAGGUUAAGUGUGUCAAAGUAAGUGUAAAAACUCUGCCCUAAACCACAAACUAAGAACAUGCACCAGGGUGCCAGCCUGGCCUGAAUAAUUGAGAUGUGGGUGGUCUUGCGGAAGGGGGCGAUUGACUCUCUGGGCUCUCAAAAAACAUCAGGCUGUUUAAGAGACGACGUAACGCACAACAAAGCCCCCAUCAUUGGAAUGUGGCAUAACACCAUCCUUUUUUUUCUUGGCACAGAGCCAAGCGAAUGGGCCAGAAACUUAGGGUUUCCCUAGAAAAAAAAAGAGACGACGUAAUGUCCAACAGAAGAUGACAUCAUUGGAAUAUGGCAUUACGUCGCCACCUUUUUCCCCCCUGGUCCCUGGCUGGCACGGAGUCAACCAAAAACCCUAGAACCCUUGGAUUUAGCCAGGACUAAAAGAUGACGUAAUGCCCAAGAAAGACGACCUCAUUGGAGUGGGGCAUUACGUCACCCUUUUCUUUCCCUGGUCACCAGGUGGUAAAUGCCAGGCAGGAGCCAGGCUACCUGGUGGCCAAGGCAAGGCAAGGGGAAGGCAUGGUGAUGUUUCCCUGGCACACAGGGGCCCUUGAUGGGACCUGGCCCUGUGCCUGUACUGUAUAGCUUUACCAUUGAUCAACAAUUCUCUUUACCUUCCCAGAUCAGAACAAUUUGUUCCCUAUGACUAUCCUUAAGUGUUCUACCUUAUGAUUCUUGACGAAUGUGUCUUUUCUUUUAUGUACACUGAGAGCAUAUGCAACAAGACAAAUUCCUUGCGUGUCCAAUCACCCUUGACCAAUAAAGAAUUCUAUUCUAUCGGAACAAAGGAGGAGAAAAGAAACAAACACCCGAGCCAUUUAUUUAUUUAUUUUUACAUUAAAGUUUUUGCUUUAUUUAGUGAAACAGUUAUUAUCAAUGUAACAAGCUGAAAAAUGCAGCAAUCCGAUAAGAAGGCUGAGGUAACAAAAUACUUUGCCAGAAGAAGAAGAAAAAAAACAAAAGAAAAAUUUAAAAAAAGACUUCCCCAGGAGGGUGAAAAAACGUCCGUAGUUUUAUCUGGAAUUAAAUUAAAAUAGUGCAACUAGGUCUCACUGAGGAAAUUGACAAAUUGUCGUUGUGGAAAUCGACGGACGGGGACCGUUUUUUCCCCCCAAAAGUGGCUAAACGGCGGUCAGUCCCAAAAGAGCGACUUGUCCCGGGCUGGACAGGGUAGGUCAGGUUUCAAAGGCAAAAAUAAAAAUAAAAAUAAAAUAA